AGUUUUCUCUUGAUGUAUUUUAUAUUUUUGAUGUGGGAUUCCUGUGGUGGAAGCUAUCAGCGGACUUCAUUCAUCCAUUAGUAAAAAUGUGAAGUGUUCAGAGGUUCAAAGAAAUAUUUUCUAGUUUUGCUGUUGAGAGCGAAACGUUCUCAAAAGAAUAAGAAAGAAUGAGCAGAAGAGGUAUUAAAGCGCCAUUCUGGGCUAAUGCAACGAGAAAAGCUGGUUUCGAUAGAGAAAGCUCUUCAACUUCAACCCAAAAAUCUGAAAUGAUGGAAGAGGAUGAAGACUUUGAUGUAUUACCUCCACCGCCAGACACCAAAGAGCUCACUGAAAAAGAGCUUACAACAAACACUGCAAGUAAUGCUUCCCCAUGUUGUACAUAUGCACAAAAACAACCUAGAACACUAGCCUCACAAGAAAAGAGCCCCAAAAGACUAAGGACUCAUUCAACAGGUGAAAGUGAAGCUUCAGACUUCAUACCGCCUGAAAAUCCAUGCUUUGUUGACAGCGCUGAUGUUGGAAGAACAUGGUACUACACAAGAAGGAAUAACAGGAGACACAGAAACAGAAGUAUUCCAUUCAAGAUUGUAACCUACAAUGUCUUAGCAGAUUCACUGCUUAAAUCUCAUCCAGCACUUUAUGAGGACUGUUCUGCUUGGUGUCUGGAAUGGGAAUACAGGAAGAAGAAUCUCCUUAAGGAAAUACUCCACUAUAAUGCUGAUAUUUUGUGCCUCCAAGAAGUUGAAGAUCAACAUUACGAAAAUUGGUUUAAACCUGAACUACUAAAAGCUGGAUAUCAGGGGACUUACAAGAAGAGAACUGGUGAUAAAGUAGAUGGAUGUGCAACAUUCUACAAAGAAUCAAAAUUUAGAAUUGUAACUCACCAAUUCUUUGACUACAAGAGAGAAGAUGUUCCAGUGAUGGAUAGAGAUAAUGUGGCAAUGUUAACGCUACUCUAUCCACGGUACCGGGAUGGUGGUACAUGCCACAGCACAGCAUUGUGUGUGGUCAAUACUCAUCUGUUAUUUAACAAGAAUAGAGGAGACAUCAAAUUGUUACAACUGGCUUGUCUGUUUGCUGAAAUAGAUAAACUAAAGAAAGAGUAUCUCCUUAGUAAAGCAGUGCGUAAGCCCCAUACGAGCAUCAAGAAGAUACCAGUUGUUCUAUCAGGGGACUUCAACACUACACCUUUCUGUCCUCUUUACAAUUUUAUCACCAGAGGCUUUUUGGAUUACAAGGGAAUGAAUAAAAAAGCACUGUCAGGGCAGAACCCACCCCAUCAUGUUGUGUACAGAGACAGAGAUGUGAUCAAUGGGAACAUUGUUCCAUUAGAGUUGGGUCUUUCCCACCUGAGUGUGUGGGACGAGGAGCCUGCUCCUGCCCAAGAUCAGGCUGGUGGUACUUCAAGUUCUCAAACCAAUAGCAUCUUUGCUGAAGACAAUUUUGAUGCAGCAAAUUCUGGUUGGCAGGAAGGUCGGCAGGAAUAUAGCUCCACUUUUCACUCUGCUAUGCCUCAACAAAGGGGUACCAGUAGUAACAUACCACCUCUUUUAUCUCAACAUCAGCAGACUACUUAUAGAUAUCAUAGAGGGCAUCCGUUUGAACCUGCUGUAACUUAUCAUGCAGGCAAUAUGACUGUAUCAAUGCUGUCUAGACAUCAACUUAAUACUUUCAGUGGUAACAUAGGGACUCUCUUCACCCCCAGACAAGCUGUAGAUGAUCUUCCAAGGUACCAUGUACCCCCAGAGCCUGUGAAUCCUAGGCACAACCCAACAUGUACAAUUCUUAAACACAACUUACACUUCUAUAGUGUAUACAGGCACUACCUGCCAAACAGGAUCAAAGAAGUAACCACUUAUCAUGAGAAGGAACCGAGCUGUACCGUGGACUAUAUGUUUAUCGCAGCAGGCAGGGAGUUCUCAUGUAGUAGCUGUAGACAGAGACAUGCUGCGUUAGAGCUGACGGAUAGCUUGCGGCUUCUGAGUGAGGAGCAGAUAUCGUUACUGGGUGGUUUACCCAAUCAGAAACUGUCGUCGGAUCAUUUAGCUUUAGUUGCUGGUUUUGUUCUCCAUGUUUAAUGGUAUGUUAAAGUUUUGUUAAUAAUUAUUGAAUAUAAAAUCAGCAGAAAUUUAUGCAAGCAUUCGUGAGAAAAAUAUCAUAGUAAAAGAAAACGUUUUGAAUUUAAAUGAAUAAAUAUAAAAUACAUUAGAUAUUGAUAUUGAUAUUGGCAGUCUUCCCCCUUCACGUCACCCAGCCUUUCCAGCCUUUAGACUGCAUUCAUGAUGUAUGGCAGGGGGGGCAGGUGAAAUUUAGGGGGGAUUGAAAAAAAUUUUACCAAAAAGGAAAUUUUUUUUUAGAAAAUUUUUAUCAGACAAUUGGGCGGGAUGCAAAAUUUUUAGAAGAAGCU
Actinia tenebrosa (Australian red waratah sea anemone) is the source of this 2407-nucleotide messenger RNA. Its product is annotated as RNA 2',3'-cyclic phosphatase ANGEL2. Gene Ontology annotation, molecular function: 3'-5'-RNA exonuclease activity. The record is from RefSeq and is a predicted model, not a curated record. Lineage: Eukaryota; Metazoa; Cnidaria; Anthozoa; Actiniaria; Actiniidae.